Molecule: messenger RNA, 300 nt
Organism: Bipolaris sorokiniana ND90Pr
Lineage: Eukaryota; Fungi; Ascomycota; Dothideomycetes; Pleosporales; Pleosporaceae
Exons: 1
Source: RefSeq, a predicted model, not a curated record
AACGAUCCUCUCCCGAACCAGGUUCAGGAUGACUAUCAGCCACAGCCGCUGCAGGUAGACGGAGAAGACGAAUGGGAGGUAGAGGACAUUAUAGCAGAAGAGGUACGCCGCCGUAGGAGAGGGCGUAAGCUAUACUACGAGGUGAAGUGGAAAGGGUUCCACCGAACGACGCUCGAACCAGCGGAGCUACUAGAGGACGCUGAGGCAGUAGAUCGUUGGGAAGCGUUCACAGAGACCAAACGAGACAGCGAGGGCCGCCUCCCGGAAGGGUUUCGGAGAGGCGAUGCGGUAUCACCCUAA